UUUUGCAAAGUUUCGAUUUUAUUGUCGAUUCUUGGCCAUUAUCAUUAUCGCCUUAAAAUUAUAUAAUAAUUAAAAUAAUUAAUAUUUCAACAAUAAUGGCCAGCAGUAGUAGUAGUAGUAGUGGUAAUGAAUUUAAUUCAUUCUAUUCCGAAGUGAAAACGAUUGAAAAACAAGAUUCAAUCUAUACAUCAGAACAACAAAUUCAACGGCUUUUACGACCCGGAUCAACGUAUGCAAAUCUAAAUCCAUUCGAAGUAUUACUCGUCGAUCCAGAUGCAUCGAUUGAACGAAUCAAGAAACAGUAUAAAAAAUUAUCUAUUCUUCUUCAUCCUGAUAAAAAUCCAAAUGAUCAAGAACGAGCACAACGUGCAUUUGAUGCAUUAACCAAAGCAUAUAAAGUACUUGAAGAUGAAAAAAGUCGUACAAAAGCAUUGGAAAUUGUUGAAGAAGCAAAAUAUAAAUUAAAUAAAGAAAUUCAAGAAAAACGAAAACGUUUGAAACAACUGAAUCCUUCGCGAAAAGAUCCUCGUGUUGAUGAAGAUGAUCCAGAAAAAUAUAAACAAUCAUUACGUGUUGUGAUAAUGAAAUUAUUUGCCGAACAAGAACGUAAACGACGAAUGAUGCAAGAUAAAGUACAAGAGGAGAAAAAACGACAACGUGAAGAAGAAAUUGAACAACAACAGCAAAAAGAAGCCGAAAAAGAAUGGCAAAAAAAUUUUGAAGAAAGUCGCCAAAAUCGUGUAGAUAGUUGGCAUACGUUUAAUAAAAAAGCUAAAUUCAAACGUAAAGAUAUACGACCACCAAAACAUAAGGCCGAAGGACGAUAAUAUUUUGAAUCAUCAUCAUUGUUCUAUAGAUUUUGUUUGGUUUUUUUUUCAUCACUAUUUUGAUGUAUAGGAAAAAACGAUUUUUCAAUUUCAACCAUCAUCAUCGAAUCAUCGUCAUCAAAUUCAAUCAUCAUCAAUCAUAUAAAUUCAUAAACAAUUAAUGUUUAAUGGCUGUAAAAUAAAAUGAAAAAAAAAAAAAUUAUAAUUAUAAUUAUCAAA
This is a messenger RNA of Dermatophagoides farinae (American house dust mite), 1046 nucleotides long. Its product is annotated as dnaJ homolog subfamily C member 8. The record is from RefSeq and is a predicted model, not a curated record. Lineage: Eukaryota; Metazoa; Arthropoda; Arachnida; Sarcoptiformes; Pyroglyphidae. Gene Ontology annotation, cellular component: nucleus.